Messenger RNA from Eptesicus fuscus (big brown bat), 975 nucleotides. RefSeq names its product ring finger protein 225 (gene RNF225). Lineage: Eukaryota; Metazoa; Chordata; Mammalia; Chiroptera; Vespertilionidae. The transcript has a single exon. Bases 1 to 975 code for a protein of 324 amino acids. Gene Ontology annotation, molecular function: ubiquitin protein ligase activity. The record is from RefSeq and is a predicted model, not a curated record. Gene Ontology annotation, biological process: protein ubiquitination.
AUGCCCUGCCCCAGGCCGCCCUGGCUGCGCCGCCCGCGGGUCCCGCAGGGCUCCAGCCCCAGCUCCCCCGGCGCACUCUCCGCGCCCCAGUCCCCGGACCAGGGCGAGACUGAGGACGAGGAGGACGGGGACGGCAGCCCGAGCGCAGGCCCCAUCCUGCCGCCCGCGUCCCCCGUGGAGUGCCUCAUCUGCGUGUCGCCCUUCGACGGCGCCUUCAAGCUGCCCAAGCGCCUGGACUGCGGCCACGUCUUCUGCCUCGAGUGCCUGGCGCGCCUGUCGCUGGCCACGGCGGGCGGCGGCGAGGCGGUGGCCUGCCCGGUGUGCCGCGCGCCCACGCGCCUGGCCCCGCGCGGGGGGCUGCCCGCGCUGCCCACGCAGGUCGGCCUGCUGCCCCGCGAGGCCCGCGCCCCGCCCGCGCGCCAGGGCUCAGUGCGCUUCGACAGGCGCCGUGGGCUGCUCUACCUGCGCCCGCCGCCCGCGCCCCGCAAGACCCGCGCCGCGCGCCCGCCGCCCCCGCCGCCGCCGCUGCGCCUCGGCCGCCCGCUGUCGCGCCGCCUGACCCUGGACAGCCCCACCUGGGCCUUCAACGCGGCCGUGGCGCUCGCCGCGCUGGUGGCCGCGGGCCUGGUGGUCUCCGGCGUCUACAUCUUCUUCCUCAUCCCGCACGCCGCCUCCUCCUCGGGCUCCGCGCGGCCGCAGCUCGUGGCGCUCGCCCCCGCUCCUGGAUUCUCCUGGUUCCCGCCGCGGCCCGAGCCCGGGGCGCCCUGGACCCCCGCCUGGACGCCGGGCCCCCCUGGCCGUGACCUGGACGCCACGCUGCCGGGGGCUGCGGAGGACACAGCGGAGCCCCCUGGGAGCCCCGAGGACGCGCCGGAGGCAGAGGGGGUGCUGGACAGGCCCUCGGACCGCGCGUGGGAAGGAGAGGGCGGCCCCGGCUGGGUUCGGGGCCGGGGGCGGGUGUGGGGGUCGCAGUAA